AUGGAUCUUCCGAGUUUGCCUAUACCGAAGACAUUCUUGGAGAUGCAAAAAACAUAUGAAGAAUAUUAUGCCUCUUUUACUCUCGAAAUGGAGCCGCUUGCCGCCGAGAAAUUUGAUAGUUAUAUCAAAGAAUAUGUUGCAAUGCUCGUCAAAAUUUCAAAACAACCAGUCAUAGAGAAUGUAGCGCGUACAGCUAUUGGCAUUUUAUCAUUGCAUAAUUGUGGUUAUCCAGAUUUUAAUGUACUUGCUCGAAUUUUUGAUCGCAUUGUCCCACAAAUGGACAAAGAAUAUAUAAGAUUUACAUGUUGGGUAGCCGGAAAAUUUGUUCAUCAUCCAAAUUACGAACAGUCAAGAUACGUUCAUCACUUAUUUAAGCGUUGUCUUGGCUGGAUUCGCGCUCACGGUAGACGAGCACGCCAUAUGAGUGCUGCUCGUAUGAUCGAAGCCCUUGCUCAGAAUGCUGGUAGUGAUAUUGUAAUCUCAUAUUCACAACUUCAGACAGCUAUUUGGCUUUUAGUCUCACAUCCAUCACUCCAACUUGUAGAUGCAACAGCCGAUGCGAUUGCAAUGUUUGCAAGAGCUACAAUUCGUUACGGGCGCAGUGAAUUAGAUUCAUUCAUGAAUUUCUUUGAUCUCUUAUGCUCACGACUUAUAUCAUUAGGAUCAAGAAUGAAAAUCUAUACUGCCCUUAAAAUCUUACAGCAAUUGAUUAAGAGUUGUUCCGAUUAUUUCUUGCCACAUUUUCAAUCUUUAUUCAAAAACCUUUACGAAUUUUGCUCAAGCAAAUCAUCUCUUGUCCAGAGUGCUGCUUACGUCACACUUACUUACUUUGUUUAUAUUGACAAGCAGCAGUUCGUCACAAAUGUAUUCCCAAUUCUUAUGGAUACAUUAAAGACAAUUCUCCCUGAAUUUCCAAAAGAAAUUUCAGAUGCAACAGCAAUUUUGAUCCAGCAAUGUCCGGAUACAGCAUUUGAACAGAUUGAAGUCAUAAAACAAUGUGCAUGCGAUGCAAACUAUGACUAUGACUCCGGAUGCAGGAUUCUCAUCAAGUUACUCCAAACUUACGGUGAAAAAGCCCUUCCAAUUCGUGAAGAUUUUAUUGAAGAGCUUCUCAAAGCAGAAUUAACCGAAUUAACAUCAGAAUUUUUCAUCGAAUAUACGAAAUUACGGACAAAAGAGUUCGGACACAAACUCUGCGACAGAAUUUACAGUGAAAUCGCGAAAGAAGUUAAUGAACAAACAAUAAUCGCUUUAGAAACAUUAUCUAAAGUACCAUUGGAAGCAAUAUAUAACCACGACAGAUUUUUAUGCCUCAUUACUGAUAAGUUCUCCGAGAAAUCCAAACAAGUUCGUUGUAUUAUACCAAAAGCAAUGUACCACCUCUCUCGAAGCAAUACAUCAUUAGCAGAUCCCAUCGCAAGGAAGCUAUUCCAACUUGCCAUUUUCGAUAGCGAUGAAAACGUCAGAUUAUCCAUCCUGGAUAUCCUCACGGAAAGCGCAACGAAGAAGCUCGCUAGCCCAGAGAGCAUCCAGUAUGUCGGAAUAUUCACAUCAGAUGGUAGCGUUAAUGUUAGAAAGAGCGCAUUUAAAUUAAUUGCAAAAGUUGCCGAAGAAAAUCCAAUGGGCUUUGCAGCUGUUACUCGUGAGUCCAUGCUUAACUAUUUCUUCACAAUCAGGAACAUUCCAAGCAUCAGAACAAGAGCAAAAUUAAUUUCCACAUUUCCUGAUUUAAUCCGUGCAUGUGCUCUUACAGUUAACAUAUAUUCACUCACUAUCAUUGAUAUAGUUGUUCAGUGCUUAGUUCACCCAUUAGAUAUCUCGAAGAUCUCGAAUUUCUACGAUGCUCAGUCCGCAAACGACAUUUGGAUCAACAUGUGCGAAUGUUUGAAGAUUGUCGCACCUAUAGAUCCAACAACAGUUGCAAAAUACGUAUCAGAUCUCAUCCCAGCACUUUGCCAGCACUUGGAAGUAACAGAGAAAAGAUCCACCAUUCUAUCGUCCUUGUCACUUUUGUAUGUUCUACUUUCACCACCAGCUUCGAUGUUAGAAACACGUGCAAUGAUCCCUGUUAUUGUCGGCGCAUGCAGUAAAUUCCUCGGAAUGACGCAUUCCAGAAAAUGUCGAAUGGCCACUCUCAAAGUUAUCGGUGCUAUUGGUGUUAUCGAUAUCCACCAGAGACCAGCGAACACUGUUUGCGAACCACCUGAUUUCGCCGAUGACGAAUUGACCCGAAAUUUCUUCCAUCCAUCCAGAGACAUGUCUACAGGCCAAAUCGAUGAUACACUGCUUCUCAACCCACAGACAGGAGAACAAUGCAUCCAUUCUAUUGUAUCCAACGCUUUAUUGGAUAUCUUCAAGGACAAUUCUUUGUCAGAAUACCAUCAGGACACAGCCUUGGCAUUGGUUGAGAUCUUAGAAGCUCCGAAAACCGCUGUUCUCCCUUAUUUCGACAAGUUCGUCACUAAAAUGGUCGAUCGUAUUGAAACAGGCACUGACAGUGACUUGGAGAUCUAUCUUCCACUAUUCUCACGCAUUGUUCAGUCAUCCGGACAGUCCGCAACACCUUUCAUUGAGAGAACUCUCAAAAUUAUCAACUCAAGGUUUAAUUCCGACCUCGCACAGCAGUUCCUUGACUUGAUAAUGAGUUUCGCCCAAGUCAUGAAAGAUCUUUUCGCCAACUAUUCAGCGAAAACCGUUUGUAUGUUGAUACAAUUCCUCAAUGACAAGCGAACAACUGACGAAAAGCCAUGUCUCGCAGUUAUCGAAACAUUCUCCAACAUUUGCGAGUAUUCCACCGAUCUUAACUACUUAAUAAUCACAUCCGUCAGCGAAACAAUCAUGAGAGACAAUACGAUCAGAACGAUUAAGUUGGCCGGACUUCAAAUGUUCGAUAAACUUGUUCGUUCUGUUGACAUUUUCAAGAAGAUUGGUCCGAUUGUCAGAUCUCUCGAGUAUUGCUUAGCAUCCAAUGACGAACAGAUUGUUAGACAAGCUAUGAACCUUCUUUAUUCGCUUUUGCUCGCACAAGGCCGCAAUUUCCUGUUAAAUGCAGAUCCAAUUUUGGAUUACAUCAAAAUCCACAACUUGGAGACACCUCAAUUGCAUGAUAUCAUCAAAGCAGUGUCACAAGGACAAGGAUAUGCAUCAUUUGUACCUAUUCCUCAGCCAUCAUUACGAGUUCCAAGGUCUCAUUCAACAAAUUUGAACCAUGUUUUCUCGGAAGAAGUCAUUAUCUCAAAAAUCAUGACUCCUGCUGUUGGUUACUCCAGGCAUUUGGAGCAAUGGUUGCAUUCAUUUGUCCUUACAACUAUUGCUUAUUCUCCUUUGCAAUGCAUAAGAGUUUGCUCUUCAAUCGCAUCAACUUAUCGUCCUUUGGCCAUGUCACUUUUCAAAGUUGCUUUUUUGAGUUGUUGGAAGCAAUUUGGAGAGAACGGUCGCAAACAAACUGAAUCCACAUUCUUGAGUUUAAUCAAUGCACCUGAGAAUUAUGAUAAUGUCGUAAGAGAAAUUUUGGAUUUAGUUUUCUUCAUGUCUAAAAUGGAUAUUCCAAUAAAUAUUCCAGCACAAGACAUCUGCAAGGCAUGCAUCAGAUACGGAUACAACUCUUUGGCUCUCUACAUUCUCCAGCACGAAUUAUACAAUGAACCGUCUCCUGACAUAAUUAAAACUGUGUCACUUUUAAUUGACGGUUACAUGGAAACUGGCGAAUGGAACAACGCCAUUGCAGUAUGGAAAGAAUACAUGCCUAAGGUAGCUGCACUCUCAAGACCAGAGACAGUUUCUAAACUAAGAAUAUGGGAUAGAAUCAUGCCUUAUUUCAAUGACAAAUUCCAUAAAGGUGACGUGUCAGUUUUUCCAUCAUUAGUGAAGUCACUUGCCGGAAUGGCCAGGUGGAAUGAACUCGGUGAUUUAAUGGACAAUUUCGUUAAAUUGAACUUGAGUUUGCAGAGAUCCGCCGCUCCUUAUGUUGCAAAUGCUAUGAUGCAUCUUAGAAGAUGGGAUGAUUUAGACAAAGCAUUGCAAUCAGCUCCUGAUGAUUCAUUGAGAUGUUUCACGUUAAGAGCGAUUUCUCAAUUGCAUAGAAAGAAAUACGAAGAAGUCGACAAAACAAUAGAAAACGCUUUCUCACUUUUGGCAAGUAGGCCAAUAACAAUGUGGGGAAUCAACCAAAGGAUUAACACUGAUACGAUGUUGGUUGCACAACAACUCGUUGAAAUCUCUGAUAUGAAGAACUGGAUGAACAACGAGAACUUAAGACCAUACAUCGAAGCAGUUUGGUCCGAGAGAUUGGCAACAGCACCAAGAAACUUUGAUUUAUGGUUAAAGAUUCUUGGAAACAGAGCAACUUUGACAGGAGCACAUAGAGAUAUUUCUUACAUCGAGUUCUUCAAUUUGAAGUCACAGACAAUGGACACUAAAUUGCACAUGAACUCAUUCAACGCUUUGUUCCACGGUGUCGAUCCUCUCACGACAACUGAUCCUCUCCCGAGAAUCAGUUACGUUGUCGCUCAAUGGAACACAGGAGAUAAAUACAAAGCGAUGAAAGAAAUGGAUGAAAUCUGCAAAGACGUUUCAGGAGAAUUGGUUGACAGAUGCCACGCAAUUUACGCUUCAUGGCUCAUAGAAACAGGAGAGUCAAUCAAUGAUUUCAAGCUCGCUUUCGAUAACCUCAAAGAUAACCCUGUUGUAACUCAAUUUGUUUCUGACACUGUAAACAGAUUGUCACAAAGAAAAGUGUCAAAUACAAGUGCACUUUUCCUUCCAAAAGCGGUUAUUUCGAAGAUGAACGAGCAAUCAUUCGAUUUGGAAGUAUUAAGAAUGUGGUGCGAUGUCAACACACAGUUAAUUGCUCUUGACAAACAAGAGACCGCCAAAUACGUAACAAACGCAAUUGAUGCAUUAACACAUUGCUGUUUGAUUGCUCCUUCUUUCACGGAUAUCGUUCAGUUAUUGAACUUGUUCUUCGAGCACGCAAAUAUCGAGAACGUCUUCAAUCACGCAACGAACGGAUAUCUCAACAGAUUAUCUCCGAAACUUAUUUUGCAGGCAUCUCCACAAGUUUUGGUCCAAUUAUCUCAUCCUGUUCCCGCUGUUGCACAAUAUGUUCAUAACAUGGUUCUUAACUUGUUACAUGAACAUUACCACGAACUCAUUUUCUCUGUCAUCGUCAUGAAGUUCAGUAGAGAUAACGCAAGAGCCAAAGCGGCCUUCAAUCUCUUCGACGAAUUCAAGAAGAUGAAUCCUUCAGCUCACGACGAAGUUUUCACAAUCAGAAAAUGUUUGUUGAGAGCUGCCGUUACAUGGUAUGAAAAGGUUAUGCAGAGAAUCACUGAUGCUUUCGAUCAUUACGCAUUGCAACAGUAUGACAUGAUGGUUGAAACAUUGAGAUCAAUCACACAAAUGGUGCAGACACCGAAAUGCGCUCUCCACGAAGAAUUCGCUACAACUUACGGUACAAACAUCGCAACACUUUCGAAGAUCCUUAAAGUGUUCAAUCCAUUGAACAAGAACCAAAUGAUGCAAGUUACACAAUGGUGCAAAUCAAUGCAGGCAUUGUUAGCUGAUGACAUCAAGAAGAUAAGGAUCAUCCAGUUGGCAAGUAUCUCUGAAAGUCUUGCAGAAAAGACACACUUUCAAUUGGCUGUUCCUGGUACUUAUAAACCAGGAAAACCAAUCAUCAGAAUCAAAUAUUUUGUCGGCCAAUUUUCAGUUUACAUGUCAAAACAACAACCAAAAGAUGUUGUUAUUUGUGGCGAAGAUGGCAAUUUCUACCAGUACUUAGUCAAAGGACACGAAGAUCUUAGAUUGGAUGAGAGAAUCCAACAGUUCUUCAGAUUAAUCAACUCAUAUUUGAAGAGAGAAACAUAUUUCGGAGCACACGUCAUUCAAACGAUGUCUGUUAUUCCAUUGUCAAUUACAAAUGGUCUUGUACAAUGGGUUAGUGGCACAGACACGUUGAGAAGCGUUGUUGAGCAGUUUAGAAGGCUCAAACAAAGAGAUCCGAUCCAAGAAUACGCUUUGACAGAGAAAUUAUCUCAUCAAAGCUUCGAUUACAUGUUGCCAAUCCAGAAGAUGAACAUCAUCAUGAAAGUUAUGAGUGUCGUUCCAAGCACAGAUCUUGCAAAUUACUUCUAUUUGAAGGCGAGAUCUCCAAAUGUUUGGCACAAGAGAAUUUCGACAUUCGCAAUUUCAGCUGCCAUUACUUCGAUGGUCGGUUACGUUAUUGGUCUUGGUGAUAGACAUCCAAGCAAUAUAUUGAUCGACAGAUUCACAGGUAAAGUGAUUCACAUCGAUUUCGGUGACUGUUUCGAAAGAGCGUCGAAGAGAAAGUUCCUUCCUGAAGUUGUCCCAUUCAGACUCACAAGGAUGAUGGUCAAAGCAAUGGGUGUAACAGGAACAGCAGGAACAUUCUCAACAGCGUUCAUCAACACAAGCCGCGUGUUGAGAGAAAACAAGAGAGUUCUCAUCAUGGUCUUGGCAAUUUUCGUGCACGAACCUUUAGUUGAUCCAAGAGAAAAGAAGUCUUCUGCAAGUACUGACAAGGAAAAGGCCAAGUCCUUCAUUUCAUUCUCUGAAGUCACUGGUUCUGUCAUUGACAAAGGAAGAGUCUUGCUCAUGGAUCCUUCUGAUAAGACAACUGAUACUGAAAUGAGAGCAAGAGUCAACACCAAAUUGUCUGGUUCUGAUUUCGGAACUGAAAAGCCUCUUUCAAUCGAAGAACAGGCACAGAGACUCAUCAAGGAAGCUACUGAUAACUACAAUAUCGCAAAGAUGUACUCUGGAUGGUGCCCAUUCUGGUAA
Molecule: messenger RNA, 6801 nt
Organism: Trichomonas vaginalis G3
Lineage: Eukaryota; Parabasalia; Trichomonadida; Trichomonadidae
Product: ataxia telangiectasia mutated (ATM) -related family
Exons: 1
Coding region: 1-6801 (2266 amino acids)
Biological process (GO): negative regulation of macroautophagy; TOR signaling
Cellular component (GO): nucleus; TORC2 complex; TORC1 complex
Molecular function (GO): protein serine/threonine kinase activity; protein binding; protein-containing complex binding
Source: RefSeq, a predicted model, not a curated record